Molecule: messenger RNA, 3704 nt
Organism: Alosa alosa (allis shad)
Lineage: Eukaryota; Metazoa; Chordata; Actinopteri; Clupeiformes; Clupeidae
Gene: tmed5
Product: transmembrane p24 trafficking protein 5
Exons: 4
Coding region: 176-853 (225 amino acids)
Biological process (GO): intracellular protein transport; Golgi organization; endoplasmic reticulum to Golgi vesicle-mediated transport
Cellular component (GO): endoplasmic reticulum; Golgi apparatus; COPII-coated ER to Golgi transport vesicle
Source: RefSeq, a predicted model, not a curated record
GCUGUACAUCCCUAGAAGUUUUGACGGGUGUUAAGCUUUCUUUUACUGUCUAUGGUGUUAAGUCGUCUAUCUUGUUAACUUUACUCGGAGGUCCAUUGGGAACAGUAGCUUUUUUUUUAUUCCAGGUUUUGGAGUAUUAUUCGUGUAAUAGUUAGAGUAACAUCCGUGUGAGACUAUGUUACUAGAGAGUAGAGUGUUCUUACUGUUGUCGGUGGUGUUCUUGACGAAGCACUCUUUGGUAGCUGGCUUUUCGCAGUCUUUAGACAGUGACUUUACAUUCACUCUUCCUGCUGGUCAAAAGGAAUGUUUCUAUCAAACCAUGAAGAAUGACGCCUCCCUGGAGAUUGAAUACCAGGUGCUCGAUGGCGCAGGUUUAGAUGUGGACUUCUACCUGUCAUCACCUGAUGGGCAAAUUUUGGCCAGUGACUUCAGGAAAUCUGAUGGAGUCCACACAGUGGAGACGCAUGACGGAGACUACAUGAUCUGCUUCGACAACACCUUCAGCACCGUGUCAGAGAAGAUAAUUUUCUUUGAGCUGAUUCUGGACAAUAUGGGCGACACCGACAACGCUGAGGAGUGGAAGGAGUACGUCCAUGGCACCGACAUGCUCGACAUGAAGCUGGAAGACAUUAUGGCCACAAUAAACAGCGUCAAAGCCCGGCUUGGGAAGAGUCUGCAGAUCCAGACCGUGCUGCGAGCCUUCGAGGCUCGGGACCGCAACCUGCAGGAGAGCAACUACGAGCGGGUCAACGUGUGGUCCUGCACCAACCUGGUGAUCGUGCUGGUGGUGUCUGGGAUCCAGGUGUACGUUCUACGCAGCCUCUUUGAGGACAAGAGGGCGACUCGGACGUAAACCCGAGCGUGUGCUCGCCAGCGCUGCUCAUGCCAGGGAGGGACGAUUGGCAUCAUUGGCGUCAUGGCGACAUAUCAAGAAACUUGAAAGAGUAACGCGCACACACAAACACACACACACAUACAAGGUCACUGGUUGGCUGCUCCUAGCCACUGCGGAUGGGGGGUUCUCUCUCUUCCUGUUUCUCCUCCUCCUCUCCUACCCCACUCCCACCUGACGAAGACAAUCAGUCCCAAAUUUCUAUAUUUCUACCCGAAAGGUCAACGCACUGUUUCAGUUUACACAUUAUUACAACACGACAGUAAUGAGAGUGGGGCCUAUGCUGGUGUUUGCUUUCUACACAUUCAUCAUGUUUGUCCUCGGAGGGUUAUAAAGUUACAAAACUUAGGAAAGCGAUUCAGACAGAUACCUAGAGAACAAGCAUCUUUUUUUCUUUUUUUUUACAAAUUAUGCAAAACUUUUUUUUUUGAACAUACUAGUAUUAGGGUGAUGGGGAAAGUUAUUUCUGGAUUUUAUGUGGAUACUCUUCUGGCACUGAUCGAUGGCACUGCCCCAUUCUUUGUUGUUUUCUCUUACGUCUUCUGUGCCACACCUUUGUUUUUUCAUUCAGACCUUCGCUGCUGCCAUUGUGCUGUGCCCCAAACUCACAUUCAUUAUGUGCCCCAAACUCGUUUUUACAUUUCUGUGCCAUAGGCAAAAUCACAUUCAUUAUGUGCCCCAAACUCGUUUUUACAUUUCUGUGCCAUAGGCAAAAUCACAUUCAUUAUGUGCCCCAAACUCGUUUUUACAUUUCUGUGCCAUGCCCUAUAGGAAAAAUCACAUUCAUUGCUCAAGCCAAUCCUAAAAAUUUUUUUUAGUUGAGCUCAUCAGUGAAAAUGAGUUGAGGCACUGCAGUAGAACGUCAUCCUGGGAAACUUGUCACCUUAAGACAAGUGUAUAUAUGCAGUAUGCACCUGCCUAAUGGUAGCACUGAGCCACACUCUAUAUUAUGCUUCGUAGAUGUUACGCUUAACAUGUAAAUUGCCAAAUAUGGUCUAAAUGUGGGUCCUGCCUACAGACACCCAUGGUCCGGCAGAUUACACCGACUGACCGCCACACCCGUUCUUGUUUGUCCUCUGGCCUGCAAACUGAUUAGCUGGCUUCCCUCUGGUUCCUCUUUGCAUAGAGGCGUUCAUCUGGCCAGCAGGGCUCUGCUGUUGGCUGGAGUUAGGUUAGGUAAGGAGGUCUGCCUGUUGUAACUAAGUCACUGAUCUCGUUGUCAUGCCUGACCUACAUGUGGUCAGCGUCCAUUCCAACUUGGCAUUGACAGGGGCGUCAGGUUCCCCCUCCUUGGCACAGGGGGCCUGUCUGUCAGUCACGUCUGUGUGGCAGUGAGGCUAUACUUACUAUACUUAUAUGUGUGUUUCCAUGGUCGCCACUCCUCAGUCUUAGGAUGGGGGGAGGGGUUUGAGGGAGAUUCUUGGUUGCCAUGCCAAACCUGAAACUGUUCUUGAAACUUUUUUUUUUUUUUUUCUUGUUGUGGAGUGCUCAGUUGAUCAAGGCGAUGGUGUUUUUUAAUUUAUGAUGUUCAUUGGUUAGGAUUCUAACAUUUGUCGAGUGAUAAGGAUUGAAUGAAUGAUGCAAGCUUGCAUAAAUAUAAUAGACAGCACACAAGCUCUAACAUGGCAAUGAAGGAUGUAACAGAAAAUGUUUUGACUAACUGCUGAUUCUUUGACUGCUGCUUUGUUUAAGUUAACAUGAUAGAUGUGAGCUGGACAAAUUGCUGAAACGGCCAAAUUUGGAUUGUUUCCAUAGUAAUAUUUAGUCACAUUAUCCCCAUUGAUGAACAAGGGCUCAUGCAAUACAUUCUGUACACAGAGUUCUGUCCAUAAAUAAGACUUGUAAAGAACUAAUUUGUAGUAGAUACCUGUGGUGUGACUGGGGAUAUUACCGUACCAGAGACAAUACAGUAGGGAUAAAUGCAGUUUAUUGGGGUAUUUUGUGUGUCUUUCCUCCUGUUCUGAUCAACAUAUGAAAUGUUGCUCCAUGCUGCCAUCUUGUGGAUGAAAGGGGGAAAUGCCCUAAAUGCUGCACAGAACAACAAACAUGCACAAAAGACAAGUACUGGUCAGAGAGCAUGAACCAUGAGUGCUUUUUGUAUUCCCUCAUGAUAAAACUAGUUUAGUGAUUUGGAAUUUAUAAAUGUGUGUGAUGCCAGAUAAAAUACUUUAAGAAACUAUAAUUUUGUAUGAAGUCCCAAGUGCCCUUGUAAUGGUAGUGAUGGUAAAAGAGCAGUCCUUAUAAUUCUCCUCAUAAUGGCUUUGGAGUGAUGAUGAGUGUCUGCUAUAAGUUGUGAAGCGCUGACAGUUUAACAUGGUGUGACGUGCCAGGCGAGCAGACUAAGUCUGUUACUUGUCUUCCCAUGCUGUUGGUGUCUUGAAUAGAUAUCUAAGUAACUACUGUCGAUGCGAUCACACAGAUGUCCUACCUCUGACUCUUGGCAAAACUGCUACUCUACUGCUAACCUCUGUAACUUGUGUAAAAACAUUGAAUAGGUCCCAAUUUCUACUUCUUACCAGAACUGACAUUCGUGGGAGAAAUAAAUGGGAAAAUGGGAAAAAAACUAAGACUAUAAGUUCAUAUAGGUGCAUUUUAAACUUAACAGAAACUGUCUUGCUUUUGUCAAGGUUUUGGAAAACAGUGUUUUUUGUUUGUUUUCAUGAGCUGUGAACACUUGAGGUGGCUGCUGCUGGACUGCCUCAGAGAAAUCUGGGGGAUCACCUGUGGAUUUGUUACGGAUGAACUAUGUGGGUUCAGCCAUCCUCAUCUGAAUCCCAUCAAGUCAUAAUAAAACCCUUUUAAGACAUUUUUA